This is a messenger RNA of Boleophthalmus pectinirostris (great blue-spotted mudskipper), 2532 nucleotides long. RefSeq names its product extracellular calcium-sensing receptor-like. The record is from RefSeq and is a predicted model, not a curated record. Gene Ontology annotation, biological process: G protein-coupled receptor signaling pathway. Lineage: Eukaryota; Metazoa; Chordata; Actinopteri; Gobiiformes; Gobiidae. Gene Ontology annotation, cellular component: membrane. The coding region runs from base 55 to 2532 and encodes 825 amino acids. The transcript is spliced from 6 exons. Gene Ontology annotation, molecular function: G protein-coupled receptor activity.
UGUAAGUUACUGGGGCCGGGCAGUUUGCCAAAUCUUUUUCAAGAGGGAGAAAUAAUGAUUGGAGGUAUUUUUCCUGUUUACAACAAAGAGAUUGUCAAUACAUCAGCUUUUCUUAGCCAGCCUGUUGAAGCCAAGUGUGCUGGAUUUGACCUGCGAGCUUUCCGGUGGACACAAGUGAUGAUAUUUGCCAUUGAGGAAGUGAACAGGAGUUUGUUUCUUUUGCCAAAUGUGACGAUGGGUUACAGGAUUUUAAACUCUUGUGCAUCUCCCAGCACCACAUUGCGAGCGGCUCUGGCUCUGGCUGGUGGUGUAGGGGGGUCUCAGUCUCCUGCCUGUGCUCCAAGUGUAUCUGCUCUCAUUGCAGAAUCCGGUUCAUCUCAGUCUCUGGCCGUGGCUGAGACUCUGGGGCCAUUUCAAGUUCCUGUUGUGAGUUAUUUCUCUACCUGUGCCUGCCUCAGCGACAGAGGCAAAUUCCCAACAUUUUUUCGUACAAUUCCCAGUGAUUAUUUUCAAGCCAAAGCUUUGGCUGCUCUGGUAAAACAUUUUAAAUGGCACUGGAUUGGAGCUAUACAGUCAGACAAUGACUACGGGAGAAACGGUGUGUCAGCUUUCAUCCAAGAGGUAAAAAAACUUAGCAUCUGUGUGGCCUUUGUAGGCACUGUUCUUAGGACAUACUCCAUGGACAGAAUCCUCAGAGUUGUAGACAUGAUCAAAAUGUCAAGCGUUAAAGUUAUACUCAGUUUUGUUCCAGAGGGGGAUUUCUACCCCUUGAUGCUUGAAAUAGUAAAACAAAACAUAACAGGUAUUCAGUGGAUUGCUAGUGAGGCUUGGAUCACAGCAGCUCGGCCCUCAACACCAGAAAUGCACCAGUCAUUUGGAGGAGCAUUGGGGUUUGUUGUGCACAAAAGAACAAUACCAAAACUAAAGUCAUUCCUGACAGAUAUCAGUCCCUAUGCCAAUCCCAAAGCAGCAUUUGUGAAGGAAUUCUGGGAAGAUGUGAUGGGAUGCAGUCCAAAGAUAAGUGGAGCAGGUGAUGGAUAUGAACCAACAAAGAAACACUGUACAGGAAAUGAGACACUAAAAGAUUUGGAUACUGUGUUUUUUGAUGUCACACAAUUGAGAGUGUCCUAUAAUGUGUAUAAUGCUGUAUAUGCAGUAGCCCAUGCUCUGCAUCAGAUUAUUUUUUGUCAGGCUGCACCCAAUGAAACAAAUAAGAUGUGCAAGAAGGUGUCAGAAAUCAGCCCCAAACAGGUGACAGCAAAUUUGAAAAAGGUGAAUUUUCAGAACAUGUUUGGAGAUGACAUAUUUUUUGAUGCAAAUGGAAACCCACCUCCAUCUUAUGACCUCAUAAACUGGCAGAUGUCAGAGGGCAAAGUUCAACAUGUAACUGUGGGUCACUUCAUCUCUUCAAUGGGAGACUACAAGCUCAGAAUUAAUGAAGAAGACAUUAUCUGGAGAACAGGACAAAUGGUCCCCAAAUCUGUAUGUUCGAGUGUGUGUCCAGUGGGAACAAGGAAGGCUCAAAUUAAAGGAAAACCUGUGUGCUGCUUUGACUGCAUCCCUUGUGCUGAAGGAACUAUAGCCAAUAAAACAGGGGAGGCUGAAUGCACUCCAUGUCCUGAAGAAUAUUGGUCCAACGAGCUCAAAAAUGCAUGUAUUCCUAAAACUGUGGAGUAUUUGUCCUACCAGGAACCAAUGGGAAUAGCCCUCACAGCUGUCUCUGUGAUGGGGACUGUUCUGUCAAUGGCCACUAUGGUGAUCUUCAUUGUCUACAGAGACACCCCAGUCAUCAAGGCCAGCAACUCUGAGCUCAGCUGUUUCUUGCUCUUCUCCCUGUUCUUGUGUUUCCUGUGUCCACUCACAUUCAUUGGGAAGCCUACUAUCUGGAUGUGUAUGCUGCGCCAUACUGCAUUUGGAGUCACUUUUGCCUUUUGCAUGUCUUGUAUUUUAGGCAGAACUAUUGUAGUAGUUGCAGCAUUUAAAGCAACUUAUCCUAGAAACUCUGCAGCAGUGAAAUUUGGUUACGCACAACAAAGAAUUAUAGUUUGUUCUUGUACCUUAGUUCAAAUUCUAAUAUGUGCUGCCUGGCUUACGAUAAGCCCACCAUUUCCGGAUAAAGUGUUCAAAUAUAGCAAUACAAAGAUAGUUUUAGAAUGUAAUACAGGCUCCCAGGCUGCCUUCUACGCGGUUCUGGGGUAUAUUGGGCUGUUGGCAAUAACAUGUUUAGUGUUAGCCUUUUUAGCCCGAAAGCUGCCUGAUAAUUUCAAUGAAGCCAAGUUCAUCACCUUCAGCAUGUUGAUUUUCUGUGCAGUUUGGAUUACUUUUAUUCCAGCUUAUGUCAGCUCUCCAGGAAAAUUCACUGUUGCUGUGGAGAUUUUUGCAAUUUUGGCAUCAGCAUUUGGUUUAUUAAUAAGUAUUUUUGCCCCAAAAUGUUAUAUAAUACUGAUCAAACCAGAGAAAAAUACAAAGAAACACAUAAUGAGAAAAUCUGACAAAAAGAUCUUUCUCCAGCCCAUAACUGGUACUGGAUAG